This is a messenger RNA of Hordeum vulgare subsp. vulgare (domesticated barley), 2306 nucleotides long. RefSeq names its product MACPF domain-containing protein At1g14780-like. Gene Ontology annotation, cellular component: plasma membrane. Gene Ontology annotation, biological process: plant-type hypersensitive response; regulation of salicylic acid mediated signaling pathway. NCBI's taxonomy places the organism in Eukaryota, Viridiplantae, Streptophyta, Magnoliopsida, Poales, Poaceae. The transcript has 8 exons. The record is from RefSeq and is a predicted model, not a curated record. Bases 163 to 2043 code for a protein of 626 amino acids.
AUCGACCAUCGCAAUCUCUGGCCGUUUCCAGGCAGCACGAGCCAAGCCACGAGAGACGGACAGUUGGAUACAUCACAUGCGUUUGACGUCUUGAGAAACCUCCUUCGAUUGAUCCGGUCCAUUUUCACUGUGCACCUAGUAGCAAGGUUUGUUGAUCGGUUCAUGGUGGGACGAGCAAUGGCCAGGGCCAGGCAGGUGACCGGCGGUGGCAGCGAGGAGAUGGCGGCAGCGGUGGCGAGGGCGGUGAGCUGCCUCGGCACGGGGGUCGACAUGGCGGGCGACCUCCGGCUGAAGCACUGCAAGGCUGCGGAAGGAUGCCUCGUCGCCAGGAGCGGCGGGAAGGCGGCCGCGGCCGUCUCCGUGCCCGGGAUCGGUGCGGUGCCGGACGUGCCGUCGGACGUCAUGUGCGGCAAGGGCAACCGGAUCAGGAUCAGGUCCGACGUCCUCGAGUUCAACAAGAUGACUGAGCUGUUCAACGGCCGGAGCUCGGUGGCGGGGAAGAUCCCGUCGGGGCUCUUCAACGCGUGCUUCGGCCUGGACGGCGGCUCCUGGGCGCAGGACGCCUCCAGCACCAAGUGCCUGGCGCUCGACGGCUACUUCAUCUCCCUCCUCGACCUCCGCCUCGACUGCCGGCCGCUCGCGCUCGCCGAGCGCGUCGUCGCCGACGUGCCCGCCACCUGGGACCCGGCAGCCAUUGCAAGUUUCAUCGACAAGUACGGGACGCACAUCGUCGUCGGGGUGAGCAUGGGCGGCCAGGACGUGGUCUACGUGAAGCAGGACAGGUCGUCGCCGCUGCCGGAGUCCGAGAUCAAGGAGCACCUGGAGAAGCUAGGCGACCAGCUCUUCACCGGGACAUGCCCCAUGCCUGCUUCACACUCCAAGUCCAGAGAUAAUAACAAGACCAAGGUCCCUGGGGCCUUCAACGUAUUUGAUGGCCAGUUAACACAGCCGAGGGUUGAAGGAAUGACCAGUCAAGUCGCAUGCAAGGAGGGUGUGACGGUGAUAUACUCCAAGAGGGGAGGGGACACGGCGGCGAGGAGCCACGCCGAGUGGCUGCUCACCGUGCCGGCAAAGCCCGACGCCAUCGGCUUCAAGCUUGUUCCCCUGACAUCCCUUCUCAAGGGAGUGCCAGGCUUGGGCUUCCUCUCCCAUGCCAUAAACCUCUACCUGAGAUACAAACCUCCGGUAGAAGAUUUGAGGUACUUCCUCGACUUCCAGCACCACAGAUUGUGGGCCCCUGUGCUCAGUGACCUACCCCUCGCUCUGUGUUCGAACCGCCAGGGCGCGAGCCAAGCCUUGCACUUCAGCCUUGUGGGAUCAAAGCUCCAUGUCAACUCAAACCAGGUUAUCAUUCCAAACUUGCCAGUGACCGGGAUGAGGCUGCAUCUAGAGGGCAAGAAAAACAACAGGCUAGGCCUCCACCUGCAGCAUCUGGCGAGCAGCCCGUCGUUCAUCAACGGACGGCGCGACAAGCCGCCGGUAUGGCGCGGCUCGGAGACGAUCUCCGACGAGCGGUACCACGAGCCGGUCCAGCGGAGGAUGUUCGCCCACGUCUGCACCGCGCCGGUGAAGUACGACCCCCAGUGGUGCAGCGCGCACCGGCGGACCGCGUACGUCGUCUCCGGCGUGCAGCUGCACGUCAGGGCCCAUGACUCGACCACCGUGCUGCACCUCAGGCUCAUGUACACCGAGCUGGUAGGGUACACCGUGGUGCAGUCGAAAUGGGCGCACAACACGGCGAGGCUUUCGGGCAAAGGGAGCUUCCUGUCGAAGUCAUUUGCGUCGGCGGCGUCGUCUUCAGGCGCCGCUGAGAGAGAUCGGCAGGGGCCGGCGAGAGUCAAUGUCGACUCUGGCGUGUUCGCCGGAGGGCCGCCGGUGCCCGUCGGGGAGCAGAAGCUGCUCAAGUUUGUUGACACGUCGCAGGUCACCAUGGGGCCACAGGACGCCCCUGGUUACUGGCUGGUCACAGGUGCAAAGCUUGAUGUCCAGAAAGGGAAGAUCUCACUGCAUGUCAAGUUCUCACUGCUGGCUCCAGUUUCUUGACAAGGUGCUCCCAGGACUGUACAGUAUCAGACUUGCUAUAACUUUGUCACUCAUUCUUUCAAAAAUUGUACAGAGAAUCAGGCCCAAGGAAAUCCAAUGGGCAACAUUUCUGUUUCUGGUUGUCAGGCUGGAAUGUAAAUUAAAGAAAAGUAUCGUGAUGGGAUCUCCAACUAAAACACCAUGGUGAAUAGAGCAGAGCCAAUAAUAAUCAUGUGAGAAUAACAAUAUUCACAACCUGGGCAACGGGGUAUGCAGGAGCAGGA